Hirundo rustica (Barn swallow) is the source of this 3012-nucleotide messenger RNA. RefSeq lists its product as uncharacterized. Gene Ontology annotation, biological process: DNA integration. Bases 164 to 2248 code for a protein of 694 amino acids. NCBI's taxonomy places the organism in Eukaryota, Metazoa, Chordata, Aves, Passeriformes, Hirundinidae. The record is from RefSeq and is a predicted model, not a curated record. Gene Ontology annotation, molecular function: nucleic acid binding; RNA-DNA hybrid ribonuclease activity. The transcript has 3 exons.
GACAGAGGGUGUUAAGCAGUUGAAUACCUUGCCUGGACUAUCAGAAAACCCAUCUGCUGUAGGUCUUCUGAAGGUGGAAGAGCAACAAGUGCCAAUUGCCACUUCAAUAGUGCAUCGCCGACAGUAUAGAACAACUCGAGAUGCUGUGAUCCCCAUCCACAAGAUGAUCCGUGAGCUGGAGACACAAGGGGUGGUCAGCAAAACCCACUCACCCUUCAACAGCCCCAUCUGGCCUGUGCGCAAGCCUGACGGAGAAUGGAGAUUGACUGUGGACUACCGUGCCUUGAACGAAGUGACUCCACCAUUGAGCGCUGCUGUGCCGGACAUGCUGGAACUCCAGUACGAGCUGGAGUCCAAGGCAGCAAAGUGGUACGCCACAAUUGACAUUGCUAAUGCAUUUUUCUCCAUCCCUCUGGCUGCAGAAUGCAGGCCUCAGUUUGCUUUCACCUGGAGGGGCGUGCAGUACACCUGGAACCGACUGCCCCAGGGGUGGAAACACAGCCCCACCAUCUGCCAUGGACUGAUCCAGGCUGCACUGGAAAAGGGUGAGGCUCCGGAACAUUUACAGUACAUCGAUGACAUCAUUGUGUGGGGAAACACAGCAAUGGAAGUGUUUGAGAAGGGAGAGAAGAUCAUCCAGAUUCUCCUGAAGGCUGGCUUUGCUAUCAAGAAGAGCAAAGUUAAGGGACCUGCCCGAGAGAUCCAGUUUCUGGGAGUAAAGUGGCACGAUGGAAGGCGUCAGAUUCCCACUGAAGUCAUCAACAAGAUCACAGCAAUGUGUCCACCAACCAACAAAAGGGAAACACAAGCUUUCCUAGGCGCCAUAGGUUUCUGGAGGAUGCACAUUCCUGAGUACAGCCAGAUUGUGAGCCCUCUCUACCUGGUCACCCGCAAGAAGAACGAUUUCCACUGGGGCCCUGAACAGCAACAAGCCACUGAAGGAGAAGGUGGGUCAAGCCAACUCGCUGAGCUCAAAGCUGUUCAACUGGCUCUGGACAUUGCUGAAAGAGAGAAAUGGCCAAAGCUCUACCUCUACACUGAUUCGUGGAUGGUAGCCAAUGCUCUGUGGGGAUGGCUGGAGAAGUGGAAAAAGGCCAACUGGCAGCGUAGGGGAAAACCAAUCUGGGCUGCAGAUGAGUGGAAGGACAUUGCCACUCGGGUAGAGAAGCUACCUGUCAAAGUCCGUCAUGUAGAUGCCCAUGUCCCCAAGAGUCAGGCUAAUGAGGAGCACCAAAACAACGAGCAGGUAGAUCAAGCUGCAAAGAUAGAGGUGUCAAAGAUAGACUUGGACUGGCAACACAAAGGAGAGUUGUUUCUAGCUCGAUGGGCCCAUGAUGCCUCAGGCCAUCAGGGCAGAGAUGCCACCUAUAAGUGGGCCCGAGACCGAGGGGUGGAUCUAACCAUGGACAGUAUUUCUCAGGUUAUCCAUGACUGUGAGACGUGUGCUGCCAUCAAGCAGGCCAAGCGGGUGAAGCCGCUAUGGUAUGGCGGGCGAUGGUCCAAGUAUAAGUACGGGGAAGCCUGGCAGGUUGACUACAUCACCCUUCCCCAAACCCGCCAAGGCAAGCGCUACGUGCUCACAAUGGUAGAGGCCACCACAGGAUGGCUGGAGACCUACCCUGUGCCUCACGCUACGGCCCGUAACACCAUUCUAGGCCUUGAAAAACAAGUUCUUUGGAGGCAUGGUACCCCUGAGAGGAUUGAGUCAGACAAUGGAACUCAUUUCAAGAACAGCCUCAUCAACAACUGGGCUAGGGAACAUGGCAUUGAGUGGGUGUACCAUAUCCCCUAUCAUGCACCAGCUUCAGGGAAAAUAGAAAGAUAUAAUGGACUGCUAAAAACCACCCUGAAAGCACUGGGUGGGGGAUCAUUCAAAAACAGGGAGCAGCAUCUAGCAAAGGCCACCUGGUUAGUUAACACCCGAGGUUCCACCAACAGAGCAGGCCCUGCCCAGUCUGAGUCCCUACAUACAGUAGAUGGAGAGAAAGUCCCAGUAGUACAUGUAAGAGGUUUGUUAGGGAAGACAGUUUGGAUCAAUUCUGCUUCAAGUACAGAGGAUCCCAUCCGUGGGAUUGUCUUUGCUCAGGGACCAGGCUGCACAUGGGAGGGUAAUGCAGAAAGAUGGAACCACACGAUGUGUACCCCAGGGAGAUUUGAUUGUUGGGUGAGAACUGUGUGUAAUUAUCACUGUGUGCUGAAUGGUACUGCCACUGUAUGUAACUGUAUAUUGCAUAUUGUUUUUAUAUAGAUGUAUGUGUGUGUAGAGCUGGAAUAUAUAUUAGUUUUAGUAAAUUGACGAUAUGGGGAUACAAGGGGUGGAAUGUCCUAGGGUAACUUUAUGAUGCCUGUAUCCCCAAUCGUCUGUUCUGUUUGUGCUGUAUAUUGAGUCCUGUGCCUUUAAGACUGGUUCUAAGAGCAAGGAGAAGCGCGGAGUUUGUUUUGAGAAAACUGCCUGACUCCUCCACAUUCUUCUGCGGACAGUGUGUUCGGCGGAGGCUUGGAGAGACGGCAGGACAGAGAUCUUUUUUUUGCUUUUAGUUAGUUUCAGCUAGCUAGGGCAGAGAAGUUCCCUGGACUGUUUUUUCCCUUUUUUCUUGGAACUGUUUAAACCUGCUCUGGACUGAAAACCCAGGGGAGCACUGGGGGCUGCACCUGCGGCCCACCGGGGCCUGGACCUCGGCAUUUUCCAGCAGCGCCGGAGGGACCGGGACUGAGGAGACGCUGAGAGAGAGCCGAGCUACACCCACGGCAAGGACUUUCUCAAUUUGCCAUCUCACUUCAGAAGGAGAGAUCUGGGCUUACGGCAUAAUUCAGAGACUCUGCAACUAUUUAACAAUUUCCCACAUGCUAUUGAAGUGAAAGAAAGAGAAAUCCUUUUUAUACAUUUCUUUUCCCCAGAUGCAGCUGAGGGGAUAUAAACAUUCAACCAGGAAAGAGACACUCCGGAUCAAGUUCUCUCCUUCACCUGAGAGAUCCAGACUGACAUAACUUACCUCCCAGGAGAGUCAUGUA